This is a messenger RNA of Scophthalmus maximus (turbot), 1003 nucleotides long. It is a transcript of the gene setd9, whose product is annotated as SET domain containing 9. The record is from RefSeq and is a predicted model, not a curated record. The coding region runs from base 45 to 872 and encodes 275 amino acids. Gene Ontology annotation, molecular function: protein binding. Lineage: Eukaryota; Metazoa; Chordata; Actinopteri; Pleuronectiformes; Scophthalmidae. The transcript has a single exon.
AACAACACACGUUCCGUCCUCUGGUCUGUCAGACGUCGCUCUGGAUGUUUAGAACUGCCCUGAAAAGAUUUGAGAACAUAUGGAAGUCGUACAGACACAGAUUCGUGCCUUGGGUUGUGCUCAACCUGUCUAAGAAUGAGAAGACCCUGCGGCAGGUGACGGGGCGCUCCGACGACAAGCUGGUCCCGGACGAGGAGGUUUCUCGGAGCCUGCUGAAGCUCUUCGGAGCGCUGCUCAGGGGCCGCGGGGCUCAAACGCACUUUGGAACAAGUGAAGCAGAGCAGCAUGCAGGAGGUCCACCGUGUGGACACAGUGCCAUGUUGCAGUGUCUGGGAUUCAGCAUCGCCCGGCAGCCCAGCACUUUGCCCUCUGCCGGAACUGGGGUGUUUGUCACCAAAGGGUUUGUACCGAGAGGGGCUACAGUUGCCAUGUACCCUGGUACAGUCUAUCAGGCCUACGAGCCCAUUCUCCUCCAGUCCAUCAGGAACCCGUUUGUAUUCAGGUGUAUCGAUGGUGUCCUGGUCGACGGCAACGACAGGGGCAUCUCCAAAAUGGUGUUCAAGUCAUGCAGCGGCCGGGACAGAUUGGGGCCCUUCAUGAUGAGUGACACCAGCUGGCUGACGGCCACCCCGCAAAACCCACUUGCUGUGGGUCAGUAUGUGAACAACUGCUCCAACGAGUGGCCUGCCAACGUGUGCUACCAGGAGUAUGAUGUGCCCGACAAGUUUCCCAUUGAGCUCCACCAAUAUCUCCCCAAUGUCAACUACAGCCUGGACAGGCGGAGCCCUCUGCGCUGUGUCGUCCUGGUGUCACUCAGAGACAUCACAGCAGGCGAGGAACUCUUCUCCAACUACUUCACCAUCGUGCAUUAGAGACAUGACACUCCACUGUUCUGCCGUCGUGUCAGAACAUUUUUCGUCAUUAUUUGUAUUUAAUUUUCAGAAAAACACGCUUUGUACACUCUUGUAAUACUCAUUCAGAAAUAAAGACAAAAUAUGUCCAA